Amoebophrya sp. A120 is the source of this 2108-nucleotide messenger RNA. The record is from the annotation of a GenBank genome assembly. Lineage: Eukaryota; Dinophyceae; Syndiniales; Amoebophryaceae.
UGAACGGAUGUGCUCUCGGCAAAAGUUUUUCUGUUCUCAGUUAUCAGAUCCGCCAUGGCCAACAUGAAUAAAGUUCCCGUAUUAUGUCUUAGGAUCUCACGAAGCAGUAUCUUUAUUCCCUCCGCUCUCUAUCUUCCCGUUCCGUUGGCAACUUUCGUGGCUGGAAAAAGUUAGAAUUCAGUCGCUGUAAAACCGGAACUAGAACAAUAUAUGGCAGUGUCUGUUUUCACGCUUCUGUGUGCAUUCAGCAUUGCCGGGUUUAGUCAGGGUCGGCUGAGGCUUAAGUUGUCGCUCAGCCGGCAGUCGAUAGAAGCCCAACAGACUGAGCUCGGUUUUUGUUUACUUACAAUCUCGUAGAAAGAUAAAUGAAUUUCAUGCUCUCGAACAUGAUAUUAGUUCCUUCGACGUGUUGAACUCGAACUUUGCACAACGUCGCGCUCACGUGGAGCAAAAGUGUGGUCGAUCGAAAAUAUUCGCUCGAGAACUCGUGAUGAAGCCCGCGGCGGUAGAUGUGGGAGAAACUAGUUUUUGAUGCUCUCUAGUUGUGUGGCGAAACUCGGAGCGCCUCUCGUCGUCCUGGUUGAGAAGUCACCGAAGGUCGUGUCCUCGAAGCAAUUUGUUUCGAAGAUCGGUGCACGUUUGAAGGGAGCCCUCUACGUCAUACUGACUGAUUCGCUUACGGCUUACGAGCGGGAUCAUUGAGCCCGAGAACACUGAAAUUCAAUCAAAUAAAGAAGUGCUGGAGACAGCUGCUGACUGAUCUGCUACCGCCCCGACCUCGCGGCAGGACCUAUUUCUAGAAGUACGUGCUAAGAUUACUCGACCUCGGGAGACAGUUGUGCAGUAUCGUUUCGCAAGUACGAGGAAGUACAAGAUGACUUUGCAUUCUGCGAGCACCUCUCAUCUGCACUUCCAGGGGCACGUUCUUCGCGCCACACUGUGCCUCAUUUUCUCUCUCACCCACGCUAGUGCCAUCGUCUGGGACCACCCUGCUGCAGGCUCGAGUCUCAGCACCACGAUUCCCGGGUUAUUUUCCUACAGCGCCAAUGGUGCAUUGGAAACAAGUGCCGUGCUGACAAGUGACAGUGCGCCUGCGCCACUCGAUGCGCCGGCGGUUGCGACAAAUGAGAAAAAUCAAAAGCAGGGCGGAAAGAAAAAGCAAGAGCUCCAGACUACCCAAGCGAAAGAACCGUCUUCCGCGCUCGAAAAAAAAGUGGAAAAACAAGGACAGGAAGAAAUGAAAGCCCAACUACCUCCGGGUGCUGUUGCGACGCAAACGCCCCCGGGUGCGACGCCGAAUGCCGCACUGUCGAACAGCAUGACGAACCUGAUGAACACACCCGCCACGCCCGGCGGCCCAGGUCCAGCACCCCCGGCGCCGCAGGCCGUCCCAGCGACUGGCGGAGUGCAAGCAGGGGCGGGAGUCCUGCCCGCCGCCCAAACCGGUUUGCCAGCGGGGGCAGAACAAGCGUCGCCGACGGAGGGAAUGAAACCGGCCGGGGGCGAAGAAGACAACAAGCCGUGCAGCGACAAGGAGUGCAAGUGCUGGUGCUGUCCGUACUGCAUGCUGUACUACGGGCUGUCGUUCGUAGGCGGGGUCCUGCUGGUUGCGGGGGUUUUCUACUGCUUGCGCAGCGGCGGAGGCGGACCCAGGGGUGGAGCAGAGCAACCGGUGGCGGCGGAAGUGUGAGGGCAGCGACGCGCCACUCAAGAAUUCCUUAGCACCCUAGGAAAAGAAAAAACUUUCCCUGUAAAUUUGUACGUACAUAUACGGUGUAAAUUAAUGAAGCAGAUGAAACAGAAGGCACCAAAUCACUGCCGCGAUCAAUACUGUAUCGAAAUGUACCUUGAUUUAGUAUCCAUGUAUAACACUGAAAUUCUUGUGUAAUUCCACCAGCCGUCUUGUAGACCCCGAUCCUGACUGCGACUUCAUAUCGACUUGUAAUAAUUAAACUCGAUGACUGCGCCUGUUUCACCGACAACAAGGAAACUGUAUCAAUUUCGUGUACCAGAAAUGAUUUUUUGUACGUUUGUUUCUGAAAAUUAGUGAGAGAGCAUCUCACCUACGAAAGCCAAAAGCCCAACGUGGACGAGUCAGGAUAUCAAUU